Messenger RNA from Schistocerca americana (American grasshopper), 6088 nucleotides. RefSeq lists its product as uncharacterized. The record is from RefSeq and is a predicted model, not a curated record. Gene Ontology annotation, molecular function: tumor necrosis factor receptor binding; receptor ligand activity. Gene Ontology annotation, biological process: immune response. Lineage: Eukaryota; Metazoa; Arthropoda; Insecta; Orthoptera; Acrididae. Gene Ontology annotation, cellular component: membrane. Bases 335 to 1546 code for a protein of 403 amino acids. The transcript has 5 exons.
UUGAAGAAGGCAAGCAGUGUAGCAGGAGCGCGUAAACGCCAUUUUAGUAUGAGUAUGUAUCGGUAUCGGUCGCGAAGUUGUGAGGACGGACGAACUGAGUAACCGCGCUGCAGGCGGUGCUGUGCAACAGGGCCAGCAGUGUGUAGGGCGGCAGCUUUUGCAAUGUAGACAGCCAUGCCAACAGGUGGUUGCGCUACGGUACUCCACUGCACCGUUGCCACGGAUUCGUGACCAGAAUUUGCGGACCGACUGGCUAAAAAUAAAACCGUGUAUUGGUGCAAAUCAUGGUUACACCGUUUCUGCCUUCGCCUGAUUUGUGAUUGCUGACGCCGCGAUGGUAGGUCCUGGUGCGUACACUGCUAGAAGGAAGCCAAGGGUGAUGUCUUGCACAUUUGAUGAAACACCAACUUAUUCAAAGCCGGAGAAGAAAGUAGGGCCGUUGACAGAUCAUCUGUUACCGACAAACCUGACACUAAAAUUCGAUACUAACGUCAGGUUGCAGAGGAACAGUGUGCUGACAACAGUAACUAUUUUAAAUGCGUUGGUUACUGCUGCGUUAAUCGUUGCUGCUGUCCCGACGACUGUUUACGUACAUAGUGAACUCAAUAAUUCCCAGCAUAAAGUCCUAGUCCUUCAAGAGCAAGUAAAUUUCUUGACGGAUCGUUACGAGUACAUCCUAAAACAGUUAAGGUCAGUGAGGAUCCGAUCAAAAGGAAGUUCCUUAAAUGAAAAUUUAAAGCAAAGUAGUAAUAACGAAGAUUUUAUCAGUGCGCAACAUAAAUUUCCUAGUCAGUACAAGGAUGUUGAUUCUGUUAAUAGUGGAGAGCGGAGCCAGCACCUGCAAAUCAAGAAACCAAGUUUCGUGUCGAAAGACGUCGUGAAGGAGUCAUCAAAAGGUGCCCAGGCUACAGAGGAUACAUUUCCUCCAUUUUCUGAAGAGCCACACGCAUCAAGAGCAGUGGCAGUGGAAUCUGACGGCAGUCAGUAUGGCACUCAUACACUGCGGAGGACUAAGCGUUCAGAUUGGAGAGGUAAACAGUCACAGAGGAAGCCUUCGAAUGGUGGACGUGGGCGACAGCGAAGGAGAGGAAAAUUUAGUGGUGCUGCUGUUGCACAUUUCAAGGGUGGGCAGCCAGAAACUUUCAUCAGAGAUGGAGGUAGUUUGGUUGCUCCAUGGUUCCUUGAUGAUGCUGCAUCUGGAAGAUUCGGUUUCUCAGCCUUCCAGCUGAAACAAGGAAAAGCAGCGGUUGAGGUGACAGAGAGUGGGCUUUACUAUAUAUAUUCUCAGAUCCAUUAUUUGACUUCACAAGUUACAAAUAGCUACUCCCUGAACUUACGGCACGGUAGUCAGAGCAACUCCUCUGUCCUAUCCUACUGCAGUGCAAGUUCAGGUAGUCAGACUCUGAAUGAAGUGAGCUGCUUUACAUCAGUUGUCAGAUACCUCAAUUCCACAGAUCGCAUUUUCAUACAACAGAGAGACAUGAAUAGAAGAAUUAUUCUUAGAGAUGGAUAUAGUUAUCUUGGUGUUGUAAGGCUAAGUGCAUAAUUGCCCACGCUUGAGAAUUCCAUUUUCACAGAGUAUGAAAUACUGCUCAAUGAAGAGCUAUGCUUAGAAGUGAAAAAGUGAUAUAUGCUUGGAGCAACAGUUUCCAAAAUGUCGCAGGUUCAGCUACAUUAAGCUGGUGAUAAUGCAUAUAGUUUUGGUUACAUUACUGUUGUCCAGACACUUAAUAGCCAAGAAUGUGGUGUGCAUUUAAGGUGAUCUCCUUCUUUUUAAAAUGCAAGGCUUGUGAUUAUAUUUGAGUGUAACUUGUUUUGUUUGAGAAUGAGGUGUUACUUAGAGACUAAAUGUAUGUGCUACACCUGUACUAGAGUUCAUGUUGUAGCUGAAUCAGUCACUGAAGUCCAUAAAAUGGCUAGGAAGCAGUAAGAGAUUGACGCUACUGCAAAGACUGUAAAGAGCAAAAUGGUGAACACUUCCUACCAGAUGUGCUAUUAUCUCCAAAGUAGUUCACCCAAGUUAAAAAUGUAUUAUACUAUUUAGUUAUUAAGAUUGCAAUGGUGCUAAAUUAAUUACAGUGCAGAAGUACAAAUAUUUCAAUAAGUUGAAAGACCCAACUGUAAAUGUGCAUAUUUCUUUGCAUCAUUUUAGAAGACUAAAUAAUUAGUCAGGGUAAAUGAGAAUGUAUGUUUUAAAUUUAUUUUGUGAUGUAUCAACUCCGGAGGAACAAUAUACACUUACACAGACAACAAAUUGUAUUUUGUGAACAGACUUUGAUUCUAAGUUCUUUUUGGGAAGUAUGUAUGGGUACAUUUGUGUUUCAAAUCCUACAUGGAAUAUCUAGCAAUCUAGUUGGCAAAAAAUGCAGAAAGUCCACUUCCAAGUAGAAAAUACAGAAAGCACAGUUACAGAGAAUUGAUUCCUUCCUUAGUACUAUUCAUAUAAUAUUAACAGUUGUACUGUAGUAUUGAGACAGAUAUUCAAAAUGAGUAUCCAGAAUGGGUUGGCCAGUGUUUCAGUUGGUGUACAGAAAGAUAUUUACGUCUUAUGGAUUUGUACUCUCAGUAGGAAUUUCUGUUGGUCAAUCUUUUCAAAAAUUGUCUUGUAUACUUGAAUCUUAACGGGCCAAAUAAUUAAAAUAAUAUACAUUUUUGUAAACUUCCUCCAUAUUCACCUCACAGCAAUGUCAUCAUUUAUUCAUUGUUGACUUACCUGUGGGAAUGGACAGGGUGUCUUGAGAUGCUUCAUUUGUUAAGAGUACAAUCAUCAUUCAAUAGGUAGCAGAACAUUUUGGAGAAAUACAGUACUCUAGAGGAAAUGUGUACAGUUUUAUUGAUGCCAUAGAUACAAUUUGUUAUCCAGAAAAUUAAAAUGAGGUAAGGUACUCCGUUGAUUUAAUAGAUUGUGGCUACUAUCCUUAUGAUGUACCUUACUGUUAUAAGUUUCUGUUUACUGGUUAGCUUCAGCUGUAGAAUACAGAAAGUUCCAGGAAUAAGUUUCCUCUUUUCACUUGUUCGACCAUGCUAGUAUUGUGGGCAACAUAAAGGUAAAUGAUGGAUCACAUUUCUGGCAAAGAGUAGUUCAAAUGUUCAAUAUCACCAUAAUCAGAAAACAUUGCAGAGAAAAAUUUUUUUGGGAGUUUUCAAUAAACUUAAAACUUGUGUUUUACACAGUAUUGUCUCUAGAUCAUUGUAUUUUGAGGUAGCAUACUUUGUCCACUGAGUGUUGCUGUAAAUCCAAAUUUAUGUAUUUUGAGUGUCACAACAAAGCAUAUGAAGUGUUCGGAAGGAAACUUUCACCAACAUAAGUGAUAUUUCUCCAGGACCAUGCUGUGGAGGUAUUAAAAGAGGAGGUUUGUUAAUUACACCCAGCCCUGUUUUUGUGGUUCUCAGAAACACAGUGAUGUUAUUUUUCUGCCAAAUGUAUAAAGAGCCCCCACCCCCGCCCCAUGUGAAAGUAAAAAAUGGAUAUUGUUUAAUCACCUUGCAUAAACAUUGUGAACCCAGUACCCAGUAAGUGUUUUGUAAACAGUCACACAUACUGCUGAACGAUGAUACUAUUGCACUUGGACCGAAUCACCAUCACUCCUACAUGCAAUAAUAUUGUGGCCAAUCAAUAAUUUGCUCAAAAGCAACAAUGCAUAGUUGCACAUACAACUACAAUUUGUCUUUGCAAGGUAAAUUUUAGUUAUUAUGAAAAUACCAAUGUAAGAAAUUAAAGUGAUGAAUCAUGUGGCUUUGUGCAGUGUUAACAUUAGGGCUCAGAUUUUUAGGUGCUUAAAAGCUGGAGUUAUUUAUUUUUUACAUAUUUAGAAACAUUUGAAAUAUGUGACAAAUAAGUAAACAUAUUUAAUUAUAAUUUGGUAAAUUUUUGUACAUCUGAGCAACAUGCAGUAUUUAUGGAUGCAGUUUAUGCUAUGCCUCACUAAUUGCUGAAGAAUGAAGAUACACAGUGAGAUUCAUUCUAAAGUUGUUCAUUACAAAUCACUGAUGAUUAUGCUGAAAUGCUGCCCUAUACUGGAAGAAUGAGUGCUCCCUUUAAGAUGUCGGUCUGGAAAAUUUAUGGCAGGUCAGCUCACUCAUUCAUUCACUUAUUCACUCACUCACUCACUCACACAUUGAUAGCCUCCUCUUGAUGGACAUUUGAAGUUUUGCCCAGUUUGAAACUCACUGUUUUCAAACACAUCUGACUUAAUUUUGUAACAUUGGUGCUGUAGAUCCACUAUGACAACAAAGUUUUCGUUCAAUGUCGUGAACAUACUGAACUGUUUGACAGAAGGACCCCCCACCCCUUUAAAUUUUUUACAUUGUGCUGCUAAGGAAACACAACAGAUAACUAUGGCAAAUAAUUUUUUAACACUGUGUUACUUAACAUUUCCUAAAGUAUUCCAAUUGAAAUUUCAUCCUCUUUCUCUACUACAUCAACCGCUAAGGCCAGACCAUCAAAUUUUACUGUAUGCUGCUGGGCUGCAAGGAGUGAAGUUCCCCACUGCGUUACUACUGGGAUAGGUAGCUGUGAUACAUUGGGGUGAAUUCUUCUCAGCAACUUCAUUAGCAGUUUUCCCCAUUAGAAAUAAAUUUGCCUAAAUAUAUAAUGCUUUAACUUCAUCACAUAGCCUGUGUAAACUAUGCACAGUGCAUGUAACGUUGAUCAUUUUAGAAUAACUUGUCGCGUCCUGGCACAGGUCCCGGAUACCAAUAUAGAGUUGGUCAAGCCUGCGUGGCGCAAUCGGGAUGUUGGCGACAAUUAUGGGUUUGUGGUUCCCUUUAACUAGCCUUUAUUAUGAAGGUGAGAGGGAGUAGAAUCUCCUGGACUGUCUAAGAGUGUGUAGAAGGUGUAGAUACAUUAGACAAUACUUUCAAUAGGUAGCAGGUACAAGUGGGAAUUGGUAGCACUGAACUGUCAAAACAGUAAGGUGAGAUUUCUCCUAUAACACAAUUUAUUGAACUAAUAUCACAAAGGACAUGUGAGGUGUCAGACCCUUCCCCUUACUCAGUACACUUCUAUAGAUUCAGCCAGAAUCUCCACUUCUCACUCUGUCGGAAACGACUACUCACGAGAACUACCACCUUUGAAUUCACUCUUCGUUUAAAUAAUGGACCCUUGUCCUAUCUCACAGGAGACAAGCACCACCAAGUGGCUUGUUCCUUCUAUUGCUGAAACUAACUGUAGAGGCUACUUGAGACAGAGACAGACAAACUGUCCCUGUUCAAAACUAUUCCAAUGCAAAACUUCUACUUAACUGACAGUUGUAGUUGCUUCCAUCAGAGCAUCACCGGUCUUCUCGUAGUUGCAGUUCCUAUAGCCUCAUCAGUAGCGGCUGCUACCUUCUCAAUGCUGUCGGGCCUUGUCUGCUUGUGUCCUCUUCAACUUCUGCGACGGCUCUGUUUCUUGCUGCUCGUGGAUGUCCUUAAAUACCCAUUUUGAAGGUCUGCCCUGCUCGGACGCAGCCCUCGCAUCCGCUUUCUCUAAUUUAUUUUUCGGUCUUCUCGGGCAUUUUGUCGCUGUGGGCCUAUAUUGGUUUCAAUAUGUCCAGCAGAGUCCCGGGGCGGAAAGUUCUUUCUUGUCCUCCAAGGUCCGGGAGACACGCUGUUCGUAUCCUUGACGUGUUUACUAGCUCAGGCUAUUUGUACUGUGUGACACUUUCCCUUCCGUGUCUGUGGAACUGUGGGUUUCACUGCGCAGCAUCCCCCGUUGCUAAGAAUAGCUAUGUCAUUUUGUUAAUUAAAUCCUCUGGGGACCUGACAAACUAAUAAAACCUGCCAGUGCCUUCUUCAUAAUUAUGUGAUGCAGCAUCUGUUAUUAACCCAUAUUUUGUCAUUUUCACACAUGUAAUGAAUUUGUUGGUAACACUUUGGAAGCUAUUUACGCAAUGCUGAAUUUUCAGGAAUGUCAAGAUUUGAAAUUUUGGAGACUAACUUUCUUAACGCUGUAUUACUUACAUUAGAAAGAUAUAUGUUGACUAAAUCAAAUAGCUUACACAAAUCUUCACAAUAAACUGAAAAUUUAUGAGAUAUUGCAGAACAUCAUCGAACUGCAUCAUUUAUUAGAAGCUGUUUGUUUAGCAAGUGCAAAACUGCCACCCCC